Messenger RNA from Lutzomyia longipalpis, 934 nucleotides. RefSeq lists its product as uncharacterized. Bases 232 to 801 code for a protein of 189 amino acids. The transcript has 2 exons. NCBI's taxonomy places the organism in Eukaryota, Metazoa, Arthropoda, Insecta, Diptera, Psychodidae. The record is from RefSeq and is a predicted model, not a curated record.
UUGUUUAAUUUAGAAUUUCGGAAAGAUGAAGCGAAUAUAAUUAUUUUUCAUUAUUGGAUAAGUUUUUGUGUGUUGAUACAGAUGUUCCUGCGGGAGACGCUUAAUGUGCCAUCGUCACGUGACGAGCGUGGAUGAUAAAAUACCUCACGAUGGGGUGUAUAAAGUCGCUGAUAAGUUAGUAGGAGGCAUAAGUUUAGCAGAAGUGAAGUGGAUCAGAUAACUAAAGUGAAGAUGCGUUACAUUCUUGUUGCCUUGUCGGUGGUCUUGGUGCUAACACCAACUUAUGGGACGCCACAAUUGCCCAGUUACUUACAAAAUUUGUAUAACGAAAUAAAUAAUAUGGUUAUCACGACGAUGGAAGAUGGGAUUGGAGGUUUUAUUGGUUCUAUCGACUAUGCCAUGAAAGGUGCUAGCGAGGCUGCUCAGAAAGCUUUAAAGGCUCUCGAAAAUGGUAUACAGAAUUUCGUCGAUGGUACUGGGAAGAUCGUUAAUGUCGUUGCAAAUAUGGAAAGUCAACUCGGACAAUACGUUGUUACUCUUGAAGAUUCAGCUGGUAAUGCUGUGGAAUUCGUUAUAUCCACAUUUGGAAGACUUAUUUCUGUGGACGGUGAAUUAGUAAAUGGAACUAUAACGAUUCCAUAUAAGGUUUUAACCGCUGUCAAGGAUUUCCUCAAAUCUUUGGAUGAUGCAAAAGCACAGCAAUGUGUGAAAAUGGUCCAGGAAUGUGCAAAAGAUGCCUUCGAAGAACGCGAUGCUGCCAUUCGUGCAAUGCUGGAAGCUGUGGAGGAUCUUCGCUGGUAAUAGCUUUGCAAAGCUAUCCUUAAUCUACAGCUGUCUUUGGAAGUUUCUAAAUAUCUAUUGGAAAUACCGAUGUCGAAGCAAUUUUAAAAGUUCCAAAAAUAUUAAAUAAAUAUCUUACUUUGAUGCAAGGAAA